UACAGAACAGCGGAAGUACAGAUGAGAUGUCAGAACAUUAAUAAAGAAGAGUAUUAGAGGAGCUGUGAGACCAAAGUUACUGGUGCAUCCAAUCCAAUGAAUGUUGCUCGAGUGAUUCUUGCUCUAGUUUUCUGCACCUUUUUCACAGCAUCUUACUUCACAAAUAAGUAUGUCCUGUCUAUCUUAAAGUUUACAUUUCCAACCAUUUUUCAGGGUUGGCAGACCUCCACUGGGGCUCUCUUGCUACUGGUUACAUGGAAACUGGGUUGGGUUGAAAUCAAUGGCUUUUCCAGAUCUGCAGCUUUUUCCCAGCUUCCUGGGUCCUUCUUAUUUAUUGGUAACAUUUAUGCAGGGUCCAAAGCACUGUCACUUUUGCCCAUUCCUUUUUUCUUCGUGUUACAAAAUGUCUCAGAAGUCUUUGCUUUUCUCAUCGGAACAGCAACUCACAGAGAGAAACCACCAUGGAUGAAAUUAAUAAGUGUGUGUAUGUUGUUGGGAUCUGCCAGCAGCCUUAUGCUAUACAAUCCACGGUUUGGUCCCAGUGGCUACACAUGGGCGUCCAUCCAUCUGUUCUGUGUUGGUGCAUAUAAAGUAUUCCAGAAGAACACAAAGACAAACCUUCUGAGUGAUCUUGAAGAGCAGUUCAUCAAUUACAUGACCAGUGCAUUGUUACUUGCCUCUCUUGCAUACUCGACAGGUGAUCUGUCCGGUGCCUUCGAUUUCCCUCUCCUGACUUCAUACAGGUUCCAUACUGGCUGCUUGGGCAGCGCUAUAUUCAGCUUUUGUCUGAUGUUGGCAACCGUGAAAUUGAAGGGCAGUCUGUCUCAGGAGCACUGUGGCAUCUGGUUCUUCCUGGCUAAGAUACUGGCGUCAGGUCUUUCCCUUUUACUUUCUGCAUUCAACUCUGUGCUCAGCCCCGUGACUCUGUGCUGCAUCAUCCUGAACUAUGCUGGGGAUGCCUUGUUGGUGUAUUCAGACAGAUUUCAAUAAGUUUGUUGAAGAAUAUGGCCAGUGCCUUUGAAGAUUUUCCAAAUAAGUCACGCCAACUCUUUAUAGGGGCUUUAUAAAUUGACCAAAGCCAAUUGCCUCAAUGAGAUUAUUUUCACCUUGCUACACCCAAAAC
Sinocyclocheilus anshuiensis is the source of this 1123-nucleotide messenger RNA. Its product is annotated as transmembrane protein 241-like. The record is from RefSeq and is a predicted model, not a curated record. NCBI's taxonomy places the organism in Eukaryota, Metazoa, Chordata, Actinopteri, Cypriniformes, Cyprinidae. The transcript has 15 exons. Bases 97 to 990 code for a protein of 297 amino acids.